AUGAAGCUCUUCUCCGUACCUGCUUUGCUCCUGCUGGCCAAUUGGGUGCACGCCAGCCAUCCAAUUGGGGCGCAACAGGCCCUCCUCGACGACGACAGCUCUUCUACCUUAUCUGUCCUGGAGCUCCACAAAGCACUGAUCGAACACGAAUCAAUCACGGGCAACGAGCAGAGCGUCACGGGAUGGCUCAUCUCCUAUUUGGUGAACCAGAACUUCACCGUCGAGGCUCAUGAAGUCACUCCUGCGACAUCAUCCCAACGCGCGCGAAAAAACAUCUUGGCAUACGUGGGGCCGCAGCGCAAGACCAGGACAUUGGUCUCAUCACAUAUUGAUACCGUGCCUCCGUUCUGGCCAUAUGAGAGAGUAGGAGACGAGAUAUGGGGUCGUGGGAGCGUCGAUGCGAAAGCGAGCGUAGCCUCGCAGAUCACGGCGGUACAGGAGCUACUUGCGGCCGGCAAGAUCGGUCAGGGCGAUGUAGCUCUCCUGUUCGUCGUAGGAGAGGAGGUCGGCGGAGACGGGAUGCUCAAGGCUAAUGAUAUGGGCUUGAAAUGGGACACUGUUAUAUUUGGGGAGCCUACGGAUCUGAAGCUUGCCAGCGGUCACAAAGGGAUUAUGGGUCUCGAGAUAAAGGCAAAAGGAAAAGCCGGGCAUUCUGGAUAUCCGGAGCUGGGGAAGAGUGCCAAUAGCAUGCUGAUUUCUGCUCUGCAUGCUCUACAGAAUGUCGAGCUGCCUUGGAGCGAGAAAUACGGAAACACAACGCUUAAUAUUGGCAGGAUUGAAGGUGGGGUGGCGGCGAAUGUGAUUGCUGAGGAUGCAUAUGCAAAGAUCUCAAUUCGUAUUGCGGAUGGGACUCCCGCUGUGGUCGAAAAGGUGAUAUUAGACACGCUCCAGAAGACGGGCGAGGAAUUCGAUGUGACCUUCAGCCAGGGCUAUGGUCCGGUUGAUAUCGAUAGUGAUAUCGAAGGCUUUGAAAAGAUCAUUGUUAACUAUGGCACCGACAUUCCUAACCUCAAGGGAGACCACAAGAGGUACUUAUAUGGCGCCGGGUCCAUUUUGGUUGCCCAUUCAGACCAUGAGCAUCUGAAGGUAUCAGACCUGGAGACAGCGGUGGAGGGUUACAAGAAGUUGAUCGAGCACUCACUUAAAUAG
Molecule: messenger RNA, 1149 nt
Organism: Amorphotheca resinae ATCC 22711
Lineage: Eukaryota; Fungi; Ascomycota; Leotiomycetes; Helotiales; Amorphothecaceae
Exons: 2
Coding region: 1-1149 (382 amino acids)
Molecular function (GO): hydrolase activity
Source: RefSeq, a predicted model, not a curated record